UGAAAACGCAUUCGAAGUUCGAAUUUCGAAGGCGCGUCGCGUCGGCUUCGGACGUAAAGCGUCUUCUUGUUUGGCGAGAAGAAAAUUAAAUUUCGAACGCGGUUUACAUUAAUUAGUGUUUAAAGUUAUUUCUGUUUUUUAAAGUGGAUUCGAAUUUUGAACUUUUAAUUAGGUAAUUUAAUUAUUGAUACAUAGGCAACUCGAAAUAUAUUUUCAAUAAAAUGUGAAUCUGUUAUUGGAAUUUUAAGAAAGUGAGAAUAUAAAAUCAAUAGUGUAAAUGGAAACACUUCGUUACUGUGAAUUUAAAAAUGUUGCUUUUUGCUAUUUUCAUGAUAUUAUUUUCGUCGGCGUCAGCGUACGUUUUGGAAGAAGAAUGCCUUAACUACACAGUGUACCCAGUGCAAUACGAAUUAAGUCUUACGCCUCAUAUUUAUAAGGACGGUAAUUCAUAUUAUGACUGUGAUAUAGUGAUUACUGUGAUCGCAAAUGGACCAAAUGUUAACAUUAUUGAACUGGAUGCAAAAGACUUAGAAAUUAAGCGUGAUUCCGUACAAGUUUGGGACGGAAGUGUGAACUUAGUGAACGAAUAUAGGCCGUAUGAGUUUGAUAAUGCUAAAGGCAAAUUGUUUAUUUACUUGAGAGAACCUCUGAAACAGUACAGUGUGUCGAGAAAGCAGUACUUUAUAAAGAUUUCUUUUAUCAAGAGAGUGGGCUUAGAAAGUGAUGGGAUUUUUCUUACGGAAUACGACGAAUAUGGGCGAGCUCAGUACCUCUUCACAACCCGGCUAUCACCGAACAAGGCCAAAUACUUCUUCCCGUGCUUCGAAAAUCCUCAAUUCGAAGCGGUGUUCAAGUUCAAAGUGUAUGUGGCGACACCGCAUCUCAAUCUGCAGAACUGCAAUACGAGCCUUGUUAUUGCUGAGGAACAGAAACGGCAAAGUUCAUCAAACAGCUACACGAUCAUCGAAUACACGCCGUCCCCUCAAGUGGCACUCUAUCAAGUUGGGUUCCACCACUCCAAGUUUGGUAGUCGACAGAACACAGCGAACAAAACUAACGACACCCUAAUAAUCUGGGCACCAGGUCCUUCUUUAAAGCAUUAUGACUUUAUAUUGAUUUAUGGUGAAACCAUUAUCAAUUUGCUUCAUGAAUAUGCGGGAGUCAAUCGACCUCUUGUGAACGGCCCGAUCAAUAUAGUCGCCGUACCGAAGAUAAUACACGGAUAUGAAACUGGGAGCUGGAAUUUGUUGACUAACAGUGACACAAGAUUAUCUCACAUCAAUGAAUUCACAAGCAUAGAACAGACGGAACAAAUGAAGUUUGAGCUAGCUCAGCAGUUGAGCCGGAUUUGGCUGGGUAACCCAGGGGAGGUUCAGCGCACCCGUUGGAAAGAGGAAUGGUUUAAAGAGGGCGUUGCUGGCUACUUAGCAUAUUAUUUAUUAACUCAGUACAAUAACGGAAUGGUAUCAUACAAUCAAAGACUACCAAUCGCCAUGUAUGGACUGAAGAUGAAGCACAAAGCGAUGGCGGUGGAUUGGGCUCACAGCACACCAGCUCUGGCGUCCUUCAACAGGACACUGGCUAUAGAGAUACCGACGAGAUAUAAGGAGCUAGUGACUAUGAAGACAGCUUCAUUAUUAUGGAUGGUUGAGAAUUGGCUCGGGUCAGAAAAAUUUCAUCAGGCUUUGGUGAACUAUAUCAAUAGCAGGAGAGGACAAUACAUAUCCCUGAUUGACUUCAUGGCAAGCCUGGACCGGGAUACAGUAGAAUGCUUCCACCAGUUCUUUAACGGGUCCACGUCAUCCAGGGUCUUGAACUCUUGGUUUCAUCAGUCUGGAUACCCUGUGGUUAAUGUGCUGGUCUUGAGAGAUAGAACACCUAAUGCAGUGCAAUUGAAGCAGGUAAAGUUUAGCUUCAUCGAAAAAGACCGACAUGACUCCAAUUACCUCAUCCCGAUUUCAUAUAUCGUCCAGCACAAUCAGAACUGCUUUAACUGCUUCCAACCAAGGUUCACUAUAGGGAGCCAGACUUAUACCUUCGGAGAGAACCUCAAUGGUGGUUGGAUUAUAUUGAACAGGAAUGCUUCAGGAUAUUAUCGAGUCAAUUACGAUGAAGAAACAUGGAGGCUGAUCGCGAAGGCGUUGCAAGAGGACCAUACAUCUAUAGACGAAUUAAAUAGAGCGCAAAUCGCAAACGACGUGUUAGCACUGUACGCGGCUGGCAGCUUACGUGAAGAUAUUGCGUUGGAAGUUCUGGAUUACUUGAACAAAGAGAUCAGUCAUGUGGUGUGGGACGCCGUAAUAUCGGGCUUUCAUUUCCUGCAGACGGAAGGCGUUAAGAUGACAAGAGCGUUGUAUGAAGAAUGGAAGCAAUUCAUGCAAAAUAAAGUGUCAACAAUAUACAAGAGGUUGACAAUGAGUCUGGAACAGCGCAGCAACACCCGACUGUUCCGCAGCGCCGUCGUACAGUUCGCGUGCUCCGUCGGUCACCAGCCGUGCUUGCAAGAGAUGACCCGGCACUAUCGGGAACAUAGCCAUUCUAAUAAGAGGCUAAAUCCAGACUAUCGUGAGACCUGCUACUUCUUGGCCCUCAGUAGCGGCAAAACUGAUGUUAGCGGAAAGAACAGAUUUGAACUUGAAGACAAAAUGAACGCUGAACAUAGAUUGCGGUUAGAAAAUAAAUUCUUGUACAGAAUUCCAAAAGGAGAACCUAAGCCUUUACCAUACAUGAAGUCUACUACUACUAGUACAACCGAGAUUGCAGUAAUAUCCACGCCUCAAGUCGCAAGCAAAGGAACAACUUCUUUAGUUUCAUGGUUAACAAUACUAAUUACAGUAGUUAAGCUUAUGAUAUUCGUUUAAUUUGAUGCUAAGGAUUGUAUUACUGUAAUGAGUCAAUUUUCAAAAUAAAAUAUCAAUAAUGAAUGUAAUACUGCCCUUAUUUUCAAAUUAAGUGCUAUAUUAAGCAUAAGCACUUUUUAGUAUCUUUUGAAACUAUUUAUUUUAUUAUUUUACAAAUAUCAAGUAGGUACCUAGGUAAUUUAAAAUUCGACUAAUUUAGAUUUUGAGAAUUAAAAAAAUGUUAGAACUUGAAAAUUGGUUUUCAAAAUUUUAUUUUAACUUUGUUAACAUUCCUAUUUUGAAAUGGUGCUUUUAAAUAAAAUUUAUAAUGAGCCUUAAACAGUGUCUUAAAAGUCUACUAAAUUGCACUUUAACACUUUAAUGAAUGAUUUAUAUAUAUACACAGAAGUAGAUAGAUACGUUAUAUUACACUCGGCUAAUAUGAAGACUUAAAACUGCCUCUUUUGGCCCACAUUAAUGUUAUUGUAGAUAUAACUACCUAUCUCUUGUAUUCUCGUGCGUUGUAUAACUUCUGUCUAACUCAUCCGCGAGAAUGGAUUUUACAUGUCAUGUAAACAUGAAAGUUCCAUAUAUUGUGGUAUAAUAUCUCAAUUCAGUGCACGUAAACAUAAUUUCUAGUCAUAGUAAUAAUAAUUAAUGUCCAUAAGUCUUAUUUACGGUUCAAUUUAAAAAAAACAUGAAUAAUAUGCUUAUAACUAUAUUCAUAUUUAUUGUUUUUUAAUUAUUUGAAUAAAAUGUACAUAAUAUUAAUCUUUCAUUAUAACUAAGCUUUAUAAGUAAAAUUAUAGAUAAUUACUGUUUUUAUUGUAAAAAUAAAGUGAAUAUAUAACAAA
Maniola jurtina (meadow brown) is the source of this 3694-nucleotide messenger RNA. RefSeq names its product aminopeptidase N-like. The record is from RefSeq and is a predicted model, not a curated record. Gene Ontology annotation, biological process: proteolysis; peptide catabolic process. Gene Ontology annotation, cellular component: cytoplasm. The coding region runs from base 309 to 2861 and encodes 850 amino acids. Lineage: Eukaryota; Metazoa; Arthropoda; Insecta; Lepidoptera; Nymphalidae. The transcript is spliced from 14 exons. Gene Ontology annotation, molecular function: zinc ion binding; metalloaminopeptidase activity; peptide binding.